This is a messenger RNA of Triticum urartu, 1312 nucleotides long. NCBI's taxonomy places the organism in Eukaryota, Viridiplantae, Streptophyta, Magnoliopsida, Poales, Poaceae. The record is from RefSeq and is a predicted model, not a curated record.
AACUAGAGGUCACCACACCACACCCACGAACAUGUCCUCGUCGAGCAUGUCGAGCGACGGCGGACCUACCGUCGCCGUGAAGCUGUUCAUCGACAAGGCGAAGAGAAGGGUGCUGUUUGCGGAGUCCGACAAGGAGUUCGUCGACGUCCUCUUCAGCUUCCUCACCCUGCCUCUCGGCACCAUCGUCCGUCUCUUCGACAAGCAGUCUCAUGUAGGAUGCCUCGACAAGCUGUACAAGAGCGUGGAGUGUCUCGGUGAAGGCCACUUCCAAGCCAAGCCGUGCAAGGCGAUGCUUCUUGCGCCGGUCAAUGCAGCAGCAGCCUACUGCCACCGGCUUCAAGUGAAAGUUGACGACAGUAACCCCGUGUAUCACUGCAAAAAUGCAGAGUGCCACGAUCCCUGGUAUAGCUCCGCCUCUUAUGCUGUUUGCAGAUGUAGAAAUGUUGUCGAUGACUCCAAGUUCAUCAUAACAGAUGAUCUCCAAGUUUCUCUUGCAUCCACAAGGGUUAUGUUUUCUCUGAUGGACCAAUUUGGGAUCCCAGGAAAUGGGAACAUCGAGGAGAAGGUGCUCCAACUCAAUUCUGCCAUGAUGACUAGGUUGCUCCGGAGAGCAAUGCUGACAAAGCAGCCUUUAACUGGACUGUAUUUCAAUGUUGCUAUUGCGCCGAAUGGUACAUAUCUUUGUAAGCUUCCUGAGAAUCUGUUAGCAGAACAGGCAGCUGAGGCCACUGAUCCCAACUUCAAAGCCAUCAAGGCGAGGCUUGUGCAGACCAAGGAUAACUCAUCAGUGCUGUACGCUGAGGUUGGGCAAGAUUUCGUCGAUCUUGCCUUUGGACUCCUCUGCAUUCCCGUUGGAACUAUCAUGAAGACUUUUAGUCACUUGCCCCAGAAGGGAUGCAUGGGUAAUCUUUACAGGAGUGUAGCUGGAAGUGUGAAAGAAGAAUGUCAAGGCGUACUGCUGACCCCAAAGGUAGCGCCUUUCUUUGGGUGCAGCAGCAAUGUACUGCAGGUAGAAGAAUUGGCUGGUAGACGAAUCUUUGCACGUCGUUAUUUGGAGAUGAAUCCCAGAUCCCAUGAUGAUACUGGUGUUAGAGGCUACAUCAAAGGUACCCCAAUAAACUUCAUGGUGACCAACGAUCUCCAGAUUAUGCCGUUAUCCUUGACCAACACCAUCCAGCUCCUGCACGCAUCCAACAUUCCGAAGAAUAAGCUUGUGGAGAAAGAACUCACGCUCAACAAAACCCAGGUUCUGAAGAUCGUCAGAGCUGCAUUCGAGACACGUGAAGCACUGAGCAGCACGCUUCUCCCUUAA